Molecule: messenger RNA, 371 nt
Organism: Terrapene triunguis (Three-toed box turtle)
Lineage: Eukaryota; Metazoa; Chordata; Testudines; Emydidae
Product: alpha-1,6-mannosylglycoprotein 6-beta-N-acetylglucosaminyltransferase B-like
Exons: 2
Biological process (GO): protein N-linked glycosylation
Cellular component (GO): Golgi apparatus
Molecular function (GO): alpha-1,6-mannosylglycoprotein 6-beta-N-acetylglucosaminyltransferase activity
Source: RefSeq, a predicted model, not a curated record
CCUAUUGUUUCCUUUCCACAGGUGGACCCUUACGUACCCUAUGAAUACACCUGCGAGGGGAUGCUGGAGCGGAUUCACGCUUACAUUCAGCACCAGGAUUUCUGUGCUGGAGCUUCUCCUCCUCUGCCAGUGAAGCCCAACGGCCAUGCUAUGCCAAGCUCUCCAAGCCUAUUCACCCUGUCGCCCAACGCCACUCACCUUGUGUGGUCGUACAACGCCAGCAGCGCCCCCCAUGUCUGGCCUCCCGUGAGCUCCAUGCAGGUGUGGGUGUCUGAGGCCGGGCAAGCCUGCACUGAGACCUGUCAGGAGCACAGGCUGGUCUGCGAGCCGACAUUCUUCGAGUUUCUCAACAAGAAGGACGUGUUUCUCCA